AUGCCCCGUUGCCUAGCAGAGGGACAGCUCAGCGCUCUGCUGGGCCAUGGCUGCAAAAGAUCGGAGAGCCAGCAGCGUCUUCAGCGUUUCGUCAGCAAGAGGACUGGAUUCAGCGGGAUCCUGCUGACUCGGUGCCAGAUCUGCAACUCCAAAGAAGCAGCUGCAGCCGCUGCAGAGGUGGGGGUUGAGUGUGCGUGGGGUUUGCUAUCCCUGCUGUUGGUUUGCAUCAGUCGCUCGGAGGCCGAGCAGCACCUGAAGCUGGCCGGGAUGUCCGACUGCCUCUUCUUGCUGCGACAGUGUCUCCGCAGUCUGGGCGGCUACGUCUUGUCUAUCGUGUGGAACCUGGAGUUCCACCAUUACUCCGUCGAGAAACAGCUUAACGGGACUUACUGCAUCACAGGAGGGAAGCCUCACUGCGGCCCCGCAGAGCUCUGCGAGUUUUACAGCAAAGACUCCGACGGCCUGGUGUGCCUCCUGAAGAAGCCGUGUCUGCGCUCCCCGGAUACGCCGAUCAAGCAAGGCGUGUUUGACAGUCUGAGAGAAAACAUGCUGAGGGAGUACGUGAAGCAGACCUGGAAUCUGGAGACGCCCAGACUUCCCGGAAGGCCACGCGGCGCCAAUGGAUACACACCGCCACCUCAAGCUCUUCCAGUGGUCAAAAAGACUACUGUGCCCGAAGACCACGACCUUCUCCCCAUGGACUGCAAUGGAUUCAACCCGUAUCACAACCCCAAUGAUAUCAAGAGGUUCAACAUCCAGAGGUCCGACCUGCUGAUGGACGACGAGGUGGAGCUCGGCUCUGGGAACUUUGGCUGUGUCAAGAAGGGAGUCUUCAAAACAGAAUCGGGUCAGAUAGACGUGGCCGUCAAGGUGCUGAAGAACGACAACGAGAAGCUGGUGAAGGAGGAGAUGAUGAGGGAGGCAGAGAUCAUGCACCAGCUGAGCAACCCGUUCAUCGUGCGCAUGCUCGGCCUGUGCAACGCAGACUGUCUGAUGCUGGUCAUGGAGAUGGCUUCUGCCGGACCGCUGAACAAAUUCCUCUCCUCCAAAAAGGAUACGGUAUCGGUGGAGAACAUUGUGAACCUGAUGCACCAGGUGUCGAUGGGCAUGAAGUAUCUG
Messenger RNA from Neolamprologus brichardi, 1119 nucleotides. The record is from RefSeq and is a predicted model, not a curated record. Lineage: Eukaryota; Metazoa; Chordata; Actinopteri; Cichliformes; Cichlidae.